Molecule: messenger RNA, 3040 nt
Organism: Penaeus monodon (black tiger shrimp)
Lineage: Eukaryota; Metazoa; Arthropoda; Malacostraca; Decapoda; Penaeidae
Product: scm-like with four MBT domains protein 2
Exons: 12
Coding region: 134-2782 (882 amino acids)
Biological process (GO): regulation of DNA-templated transcription
Cellular component (GO): nucleus
Source: RefSeq, a predicted model, not a curated record
GUUUACAUCGCGAGGCGUUCGGUCGGCCGCCCAGAUUCCUCCAAAAAAUCCCCAUUUCUCCUGUUUUUAAAUGGAGAAUUUGGUCAUUAUAGUUUUUAAUUUACUCUAAAAGUCUGACAUAGUACAAAGCAAGAUGGAGAAAGAAGUAACAGAAGUGUACCCAAUUGGGGAAGCAGAAGAACAACAGAGUGAAAGCCAGCCAACGGAUAUGACAGAAACAACGCCUCCAGAAAAAACAAGUUGCACGGCAGAAGCUGCUUUUGUACAUGUGGAAAAGAGUCUUGAGUCAGGUGUGUUGGAAGAUCAGCUGGUCGAAAUUGUCCAUAACGAGUCGUCAGAAUUAACUUCAUGUUAUUGGCCAGCGAAGGUCGUUACUACGUGUGGUCCUCUCUUAAGAUUACGCUUUGUGACACAUUCCUCUGUAAACGUAGAGUGUUGGAAAGAGGUGGCCUUAGGGGGUCUUCAUCCUCUAGGGUGGUGCGCACUUCACAACAUCGAAAUGGCUCCUGUGCCUGACCUCAUCGACUCCCUGAUUGAGGAAAGUGAAUUGCAAAACGCCAAGGUAGCAGUGGAGGAAGCGCUGAACCAUGGGGUAUCGGUACCAGGAGAAGCCUUCGACGGAGAAGGAUACACGGCGGUCGAGCGGAUCAAGCAAGGCAUGAAGGUUGAGGUAUUGUACAAAGAAAACCCAUCAUGCGGGUGGGUGGCGACUGUUAUUGACAACGUUGGUGGACGCCUGCUCUUGCGAUAUGACACGCCUGAUUGCUCGGGUCUUGUGUUUUGGCUCUUCUACCUUAGUCCUCGGUUAAGGCCACCAGAUUGGAUUCAUCACCAGGGACCACCUUGGAGAUAUAAACAUCCGGAAUCCUGCUCCCAGUACGAGGAGGCGGAGUGGGCUGCACUUCUUGAGAUGAGUCGGGAUGACGCCAGACGUUCUCCCUUACCAAACAAUCUCCUCUCACCUGCUCUCCCCGUGAGCUCUCACCAGUUCACAGACGGCAUACUAAUUGAAGCCGUGCACCCCACAAAGCCCAACUCAGUCCAUGUGGCCAAGGUCACCCUAAUCAGCAAUGAGUCCAGAUUCUUUGAAGUGUCAAUUGAAGGCGAGAAAGGAGAUAACAGAGUCACGUGGAUGACUUCCAUCGAUGACCCUUUGAUCCUGCCAGCAAGAUUCUGUGAGAAAAAUGGCAUUGCCCUUUUUCCACCUGGUGACUGGCAUGGGGAGACAGAGUUCAGCUGGGAUGCCUACCUCCAGUCUUGCAGUGUACAGUGUGCAGAUGAUAGCUUGUUCCCCAAGCAUGAGGCAGCUGAGGACUUAGGCUUUGAGGCUGGACUUAGACUUGAAGCUGCCAAUCCAGACCCUGCAGAUCAGAUUUGUGUUGCUACUGUCAAAAAGGUUACAGGUCACCUCCUCCACAUCCAGCUGGAUUCAGAACUUGAGACAGAUCCGUACAUCAUGUCCUCCAUGUGUCAGGAUAUCUUCCCAACAGGGUGGUCUCAGUCAAAUAAUUAUCCUCUUCAUAUCCCUGCAGAGUAUUCACCACAAGCUAAGGUCAUAGAAGAUCCUACAUUGGAACUCUGCCAAAAUAAAAAUGGUGAUAACCCACAAAAUGAUCCCUUGUCUAGUGUAAGCAACCAAAGGUCCCUGUGGUGUCCAAGACUCUAUGUGAACCAUUGGUGCUACACUGGACCUUAUCUAAGCAAAUCUAAAGUUGCAAAGCAAUCUCAGAGUGUUGGUCCAGGAUCUGUUGAGCUGGUACUGCGUGAGGUACUGUCAAUGACAAUAAACGCAGCUUACAUACCAACUCGUGUGCUGAGAGAGCUGGAACGCAAUGCUGUGGAUUCUCAUCUCGUUUCAAGUACUUGGCAUCCAACCCAUUUGAAAGCAAAAUUUAAACGUUAUACUUACACAGCCAGCAUCUCUGUCGCUACCACAGCUUCAGAUGUCAGCGAUUUUUUGAACUUCAUUUGCCACACCCUUCAGUGCUGCCCCAAUCUGUGGUCACCAACGCAGAGUGGAGAGAAUUGCCCCUUCCUCUGUACUUCACAGAUGUUUAUUCAAGGGAGCCAGUCGUCUUCCAUGCGAGGGCGAGGGAGAAUAGCAAUUACCAGAGGGACAAGGGGCGGCCCAGGUAUGACGAGAAUAUUCCACCGACGUAAGCGAGGCGGCCGUAAACGACUCUUUGUGCCAGUCAGAGCCAACCGGUUACUGCAGCCUAAAUCCUUAUCUAGUAAGGGAUCUGACGAGGGUGACACGAGUUCCCGCAGCUCUCGCCCGACCAGCCCCAUCCUGGACCCCUCGUUUGGGAACCGCAGAAGGCGGAGAGGAUUUCCGAGGAUGGAGAUGCAGACAAGAGGUAUUAAGCUCCCUGACUAUGCCAACCAGCUGAAAAUGAGGCAUGUCAAGAGGAAGUUCGAGGGUGGGGAGGGCUCCUCCAGUGCUUCCAGCUGCCGUGAGGAGCCCUUAGACAGGAUGAAGAGGAGCAGGAAGAGCGAGUACCCAGACGGAAACUCGGGGCUAGAGCCCGCCUCAGUGACCUCCGACCCCUUGGAAUGGACAGUGCAUGACGUGGAGCAGUACGUUGCCAGCCAGCCGGCCAUUUGCCACCACGCAGUCCGACUACGGGAACAAGAGGUGGAUGGCCGGGCUUUCCUGCUCUUGAACUUACCCACGCUGGUGCAGCACCUCGGUUUGCCUCAUAGCUCAGCUGUGGCUCUUGCUCAACAUGUGUGCCGCGUAAAACUUGCUCACUUCCUUUUCUUUUAUAGGGCAGAAGCUUGACCAUCAUUUUUAUAUAAAGGAAUUACUUUAAUUAAUUAAAUGAUGGCACAGUUUUCAAGUGGUCUGUGUUUGUGUUUUUGUAUAUAUAGUAUAUUUGUAUAACUUUGUAUUAUAUGAACAACUUAAUGAAUGUUAAAUAUUGAUAAUUAGGUAUAUUAAUUACUUUUAUUGUAAGUUAAGCUAUCCAUUCUUGUACAUUGGAAUAUCUGUUGUGCUUAUUGUUAAUGCUAUUUACAAUAAAAUAAAUAUAUGUAGAAA